Peniophora sp. CBMAI 1063 is the source of this 417-nucleotide messenger RNA. The record is from the annotation of a GenBank genome assembly. Lineage: Eukaryota; Fungi; Basidiomycota; Agaricomycetes; Russulales; Peniophoraceae.
AUGGCCCGCACCAAGCAAACCGCCCGCAAGUCCACCGGUGGCAAGGCCCCGCGUAAGCAGCUUGCCACCAAGGCCGCCCGCAAGACCGCCCAGACCGCUACCACUGGUGGUGUGAAGAAGCCCCAUCGCUUCCGCCCCGGUACCGUCGCCCUGCGCGAGAUUCGUCGCUACCAGAAGUCGACCGAGCUGCUCAUCCGCAAGCUCCCCUUCCAGCGUCUCGUUCGCGAGAUUGCCCAGGACUUCAAGACGGAUCUCCGCUUCCAGUCCUCGGCUGUGAUGGCCCUCCAGGAGGCCGCCGAGGCUUACCUCGUCUCCCUCUUCGAGGACACUAACCUCGCGGCCAUCCACGCCAAGCGUGUCACCAUCCAGCCCAAGGACCUCGCCCUUGCCCGCCGCCUCCGUGGCGAGCGCACGUAA